AUGCCUGCGGGGUCUGCAUGGUGUCACUCUGCUUUGCUAUUGCUUCUCUCCUCCGCGCCCCUGUGGGCAGCUGAGAUGUUUGCUCUCUACAAGUUGCCAAAACAUGCCAAAGGAGAGAUUCCCAUGCUGGGGCUGGAAUACAUGUACAUGGACGCCCUGGCUCCACAGUGGCAGCUGGGUAAAUACCUCAUCAACAUGACACAGGGUGCUCUGGGACAAACACUGAAGCAGCUGUACGAGACAUACGAAUCUGAGAGGAACAGCAUUGCAUAUGCUAUAUACAAUGACGAGGUCCCUGAAUCACACUCCGACGGGUGGAAAAGAGGGCAUACCAAAGGAUUUCUGCUCUUGGACAAAUCACAAGGCUUCUGGGUGGUUCACAGUGUGCCUCUGUUCCCUCCCAUCCCUGAGGAUGGUUACGGGUAUCCAGCUACCGGGGAGUCCUACGGCCAGACAGCCAUCUGUAUAACCUUCAAAUAUGACCAGUUCACAGAAAUAGACCAACAGAUGCUGAGUUAUAAUCCAGGAAUCUACAGCUGUUCCAUCCCUAACAUCUUCCAAGCUGAUCUCCCAAAUCUGCAGAAGCUCUGUGCAGGGUCCAGGCUGCCCUCGGUCCCCUUGCGCCAUCUCUCCAAACUCCAGUCAGCUCAUGGGGAAACCUUUCUCCACUUCGCGAAGUCACACUUGUACAUAGAUGAUAUCUACGUGGCCUGGGUGGCUCAGGAACUGAAGACCGAUUUGUUGGCUGAAUCCUGGCAGCAUUCCGGCCAAAAACUUCCCUCAAAUUGCUCUCUCAACUACCACGUCUACAACAUAAACCUAAUAGGGACGCCACUGAAUUCCACCUUUUAUUCCAUUAACGAUCAUUCCAAAUGGGCUGUUUCAAGGAAAGACAAAGAUCAGUGGACCUGCAUCGGAGACUUAAACCGUGCUGCUGAGCAAGCUUGGAGAAGUGGUGGGUUCAUCUGUACGCAGAACGAGCACAUCUACAAAGCCUUCAGACAUUUGAUAAUCCACUAUGAAAGUUGCACUGAUGCUCCCACAUUGAUAUAACGAACCAUUCCUCCCAAACAGCACAGCCCAUCGUUACUUAGAAAGUGUAGGAAACGUCUCCCUUAAACUGUAUUUUCACUCUGAAAAA
Molecule: messenger RNA, 1141 nt
Organism: Fulmarus glacialis (Northern fulmar)
Lineage: Eukaryota; Metazoa; Chordata; Aves; Procellariiformes; Procellariidae
Gene: DNASE2B
Product: deoxyribonuclease II beta
Exons: 6
Coding region: 1-1053 (350 amino acids)
Biological process (GO): apoptotic DNA fragmentation
Molecular function (GO): deoxyribonuclease II activity
Source: RefSeq, a predicted model, not a curated record